This is a messenger RNA of Acaulospora morrowiae, 897 nucleotides long. The record is from the annotation of a GenBank genome assembly. Lineage: Eukaryota; Fungi; Glomeromycota; Glomeromycetes; Diversisporales; Acaulosporaceae.
AUGCCUUCUGGAUUUAAUAUAUUAGCUUACCAGACCUUUUUAAGUGGGCUCGGCGUGAUGGUCUUCUUUCACAACACCGUUCUCUCCGCUAUCACAUACAUACCAAACACCCAGCUGCGUUUCCUCAAAAUCAUAUUCAACUUCACUGGUGGAGUUCGAUUUAUUUUUGAUUUCUUUUACAUCGCCUUACAAUCUGUGAUUCUGACGAACUGUGGGGUCUUGGCAUACAUACACGACAUAUUCAACUUAAUAUACAGAACAUCACUAGCAUGUUUCUUGUUAUGUAAUUUGAGAAAGUUGUCGGAACGAAAGGUGGAUAAGUGGAUCAGUCUAACGCUGCUGGUGAUAAGGGUUUCCUUUCAAACCCUUCACGUGAUCUUUCUGCGUCCUAAAGUCACAAGCAUAAGCAUGUCAUGUAAUCCGGAAAUAAAUAGCGGCACGUCUUUACCAAUUUUUUUAAUGACAGGUUUCUUGAUCACCGACUUCAUAAUUGAACUAUAUGUCGCCUUCCGAUUCAUCUACAUCCUCAAGCGAGCCAAAAAGAUUCACACCAGAAAUGCCCUAAGUUACGGUCUCUCAUCCGACUCACGAAUAAUUCUUAGGAAAUUCGGCGGAAUUCAAUUCUGGUUUUUGAUUCGGGUGUUCAUUGCUCUGUCCUUAACCUUCAUAACUUUGUUUGAUAGCUUUUUCAAUCUACGGGGUGUUGCUAAUCAGAUCGUGGUGGAUGUUGCUAAUCAGAUCGUGGUUCCAACAAUAAUUUGUCUGAUUUGCAUCGCGAUGUCUUACGUCAUCACCUUGGAAAGUGAGAUCGUUGAGGCUUACGCUGGAAACCCGAACAAUGAAAUUGAAAGUCAACCAAAGUUUAUUAGUGAGCGUGAAAGUGUCACAGUGUUCUGA